Messenger RNA from Rotaria sp. Silwood2, 975 nucleotides. The record is from the annotation of a GenBank genome assembly. NCBI's taxonomy places the organism in Eukaryota, Metazoa, Rotifera, Eurotatoria, Philodinida, Philodinidae.
AUGCAACCAACACCAUUGGGUCUCAUUUCUCUGUCAUUAUCUAUUAAUGCACCUGGUGACUGUGUAGAACGUCGAUUUCUCAAUGCUAAUCGAUGGGAAAAAUUUAUUGUUGAACAUUUACCAAAAUUAAUGACAUUUGAUUUUAAAUUUUGUUCGGGAAACAUCGAUCGAAAAGUACUUGAUCGUUUUCGAUCUUCAUUUUGGCUUGAUAAAUAUUGGUUUGUUGCUUUUAAUUCAAGUUGUUCGUUACUCUUUACAGUACCUCACUUUGCUCCAACUUCUAUGAACUGUUCAUUUGCUCCAGUGCUAUCGGAUUGUACAACAUUGCCUCUCGAACAACAUAUUAUCUUUUAUGAUCGUAUUACUAAGUUAAGAUAUGAAUCAAAUCAAACGAAAUUACCAUAUCGUUAUAAUUAUGUUAAAGAACUUAUUUUGGAUGAUCGUUAUAUGCAUGACGAUAUCGUUUAUUUAUCAACAAUACAAUCAUUAAUUGUGAAUACAUCUGAUUGGUCGCUCGACAAGGUAAUAACAUUGAUUAAAGAAGCAAUGCCCUCUGUCAAUCAUCUUCGUCUAAAUUGUACCCAGUCUAAUGUACAAUACAAAUAUUUUCCUGAUAUUUCAUUACCACAAAUUCGAAUAUUAUCUUUACCCCAAUAUGGACGAUACACAGGAAAAAUUAUAUUCAAUUGGUCGAAACUUUUUCCAUGUGUAGAACGAUUAAUUGCUUCGAUUAAUUCAAAAAAACAAAUUCCAUUUCUAAUUGAUCAUUUCAAGAAUAUGAUUAAUGGUUUCUUUGUCGUUGAUGAUAGUCACUAUGAUAUGAAGCAACGAAUUAAAGUAACACGUCAAUGGUUAAAGAAACAUAGCUAUCGUUUAAAAGGCAUCAAUGAAAAUAAUUUUAUAUGUCAAAUCAACGAUCAAUAUCUCUUUUCAUUAUGUUUAUGGAUCGGUGAAAACGAUGAAAUAGAUAAAUGA